AUGAUUUGACUAGAUGUACCAACACCUUGAGGAAUACGUUUCCAAGAUGCCGCAACACCUAAUGCAGAAGGUAUACAUGAAUUAUAUGAUCAUAUAAUGUAUUACUUAGCAUUAAUAUUAGGGUUAGUUUCAUAUAUAUUAUAUGUUAUAAUAAAAGAUUAUAAAAAUAAUACAUUUGCUUAUAAAUAUAUUAAACAUGGACAAACUUUAGAAAUUAUAUGAACUAUAUUUCCAGCUGUAAUAUUAUUAUUAAUAGCUUUCCCUAGUUUCAUAUUAUUAUACUUAUGUGAUGAAGUAUUAACACCUGCUAUGACUGUAAAAGUAGUAGGAUUACAAUGAUAUUGAAAAUACGAAUACUCAGAUUUUGUAUCUGAAACUGGUGAAACAGUUGAGUAUGAAUCAUAUGUAAUACCUGAAGACAUGUUAGAAGAAGGACAAUUAAGAUUAUUAGAUACUGAUACUUCUAUAGUUGUUCCUGUAGAUACUCAUGUUAGAUUUAUAGUUACUGCUAAUGAUGUUUUACAUUGUUUCACAAUACCUUCAUUAGGUAUUAAAGUUGAUGCUUGUCCUGGUCGUUUAAACCAAGUUAGUGCUUUAAUACAAAGAACUGGAGUUUAUUAUGGUCAAUGUAGUGAGUUAUGUGGAGUUAAUCAUGGAUUAAUGCCUAUCAAACUAGAAUGUGUACCUAUUGGUGAUUUUGUAGAAUGAUUAGGAGAGCAAGAAAAUGUUUAUGUAGCUUAA
This is a messenger RNA of Debaryomyces hansenii CBS767, 741 nucleotides long. The record is from the annotation of a RefSeq genome assembly. Lineage: Eukaryota; Fungi; Ascomycota; Pichiomycetes; Serinales; Debaryomycetaceae.